AUGGAGAAUGUGAUGGAGGAUGUGAUGGAGAAUGUGAUGGAGGAUGUGAAGGAGGAUGUGAAGGAGAAUGUGAUGGAGAAUGUGAUGGAGAAUGUGAUGGAGUCUGUGAAGGAGGAUGUGAAGGAGGAUGUGAAGGAGAAUGUGAUGGAGGAUGUGAAGGAGAAUGUGAUGGAGAAUGUGAAGGAGAAUGUGAAGGAGAAUGUGAUGGAGGAUGUGAUGGAGAAUGUGAUGGAGAAUGUGAUGGAGGAUGCGAAGGAAAAUGCGAAGGAGAAUGUGAAGGAGAAUGUGAAGGAGAAUGUGAUGGAGAAUGUGAAUGAGAAUGUGAUGGAGAAUGUGAUGGAGGAUGUGAUGGAGAAUGUGAAGGAGAAUGUGAUGGAGAAUGUGAUGGAGGAUGUGAUGGAGAAUGUGAUGGAGAAUGUGAAGGAGAAUGUGAAGGAGAAUGUGAAGGAGAAUGUGAUGGAGAAUGUGAAGGAGAAUGUGAAGGAGAAUGUGAUGGAGGAUGUGAGGGAGAAUGUGAUGGAGAAUGUGGAGAAUGUGAUGGAGAAUGUGAUGGAGGAUGCGAAGGAAAAUGCGAAGGAGAAUGUGAAGGAGAAUGUGAAGGAGAAUGUGAAGGAGAAUGUGAAGGAGAAUGUGGAGGAGAAUGUGAAGGAGAAUGUGAAGGAGAAUGUGAAGGAGAAUGUGGAGGAGAAUGUGAAGGAGAAUGUGAAGGAGAAUGUGAAGGAGAAUGUGAAGGAGAAUGUGAAGGAGAAUGUGAAGGAGAAUGUGGAGGAGAAUGUGAAGGAGAAUGUGAAGGAGAAUGUGGAGGAGAAUGUGAAGGAGAAUGUGAAGGAGAAUGUGAAGGAGAAUGUGGAGGAGAAUGUGAAGGAGAAUGUGAAGGAGAAUGUGAAGGAGAAUGUGGAGGAGUCUGUGAUGGAGAACCUGAAGGAGACUGUGAUGUAG
This is a messenger RNA of Carassius auratus (goldfish), 939 nucleotides long. RefSeq names its product ring-infected erythrocyte surface antigen-like. Gene Ontology annotation, molecular function: RNA binding. The coding region runs from base 1 to 939 and encodes 312 amino acids. The record is from RefSeq and is a predicted model, not a curated record. The transcript has a single exon. Lineage: Eukaryota; Metazoa; Chordata; Actinopteri; Cypriniformes; Cyprinidae.